AUGGACGUUCUGGAAGCUGCUCUGCGAUCUCUUGGUUUAGAUACCCUCAAUUUUACCCUUCGACACCUUUUCUCUUCAAGACGACCUGAGGCGCCCAAGUUUGUGAUCAGGCUGUCUUUCUUCGUCGCACUUGCUCGAUGUGCGCUUCAUUUUCUUCCUUCCGCUGUGUCUAUUGCUAUCAUAUACCUCAAUGUGCGUGGAUUGUACAUUGGUGCUCAAUUGGCCGGCACUGCGAAAUAUGGUGCAAGUUUUGCACCGGCUUUAGUUCAGGUUGGUGCUAAACUGCAAGAACUGCUCAUCGGUGGAAGCCUGGCGAUUGUUCUGUUUCAUGUCAUACGACACGAGCUACUAUUUGGCAACGGCGUUUCCUUCGGAUACGUCCUCUCUGGCUUUUCAUUCGCUCGCAUCCCAUACUUUUGGUCACCCGCGUUCUUCAAUGGCUGGACGUUUUCACGGCAAAGCUUGGUCUCGAGGCGAGGCCUACUACUCUGCUUGGCCCUCGCUUGCGGAAUCAUUACGAACUUUGCAGGGCCUGCAAGUGCAUUGCUGAUGAUGCCAACGAUGCAGAACUGGCAGAUCCGUCAUGGUGAUCUCGAUCUCAAUGCCACUAAUGAUCAACUUUGGCCGGCCUCACUGACAAUUAAUAAUAUUGGAGGCAGCGAUUGUUUGAACGGUGCAUCCCUUUCUGGUACAUCGAAUCGCUGCAUAAAUAAUGGUUAUUUGCCACUAUACGGAAAUUGGCAAAGCCGGGGACCAGACUAUUUUGAUGGAACUGUGACUAUUAUGCCUGACGAUUUUUCGGGCGGAAGAGUCAUUCACGGGCACAACCCAGGACCUGCACAGCAAGGAAACUCCGAUACAUGGGCUUCGACACCGCAUGCUGCCGUAUCGCACCUCCUAACCUCGAUAUGGUGGAACGCUACUUGGAAAGGCACUUUGUCCGGAAUAGGUAGUACAGCAUUGGUCGAGGUACCAUCGCCCUGGGUGCGCGUCAAGUGCGCUACAUUGUCGCUACUUGGGGCCGACUCCCUCGUGCCAUUUCCAGUCCUGCCAGAGAUUGCAUCUUGGGACUUCGCGACUGUGACAAGCUUGAGUAUGACAACCGAGAUGCAGGACUUUCUCGUCCAGGAUCCCCUUGCUACGGAGUCUCAGUACAGCACAUUUUGGAUGCCUCACGAUUCAUCAAUGGGAUAUUCUUCUGCCGGAAUGAUAACUUUUCUCCCGCGACUUGCCGCCCAGUCACCUAAUCGCUACGGAUUCCCUUGCACAGUUGACGCCCGUUGGGUCAAUUCUCUUACGACAAAAUCAGAUGGCGACAGAGGACCUGUGGUGAAUGCGGACCUUUGGUUCGACUAUCUUGAUGGAAACUCGGCAAUUUCGCAAGCUUUCUUUAAUUUAGAUUGGCUUCACGCUCUGGCACCAAACGUCUCCAUAUGGAAUGUCGAUGGUAGCGAUUCUGGAAAAUUUGGGACGGCUAUAAGUGGACUGUUCGGGGCUUACUAUCCGUUAUACACAGAUAUCCUAAAUGAUCCAGGGGAUCCAUACUGGAGCUGGAUACAAGUCGUGGAACUAAUUCUUGCUUCAUACAUCGUCGACGGCAUGUCUCGUGUCGGCCUGGAAGAACAUAUGGGGCAACAGUCCGUCGAUAAUUCGCGAAUUGUGACAGUGACAACCACAAUCCAAGGGUACGCGUAUAUGGCGUCAGCCACUGCAGACUACUUGGCUAUCGCUGUGCUACUUGGCCAUGCCACCAUUGCGUUUGUUUAUACUGGCUAUGUUCUCUGGACUCGUCGGACAUCAGGAUGUUGGGACACCAUUGAAGAGCUUGUUGCGUUGGCACAUAGCUCACGACCCACCUCUGCCUUGGCAAAUACGAGUACCGGUAUACAUCGAUCUUCGACAAUGUCACAGCGUGUGAGGAUCAGAGUAUCGCCUGAAAGCCCUGGAGAGGAAGUCCAGCUGAUUUUCGGGGACUCUGCCCAACAAUGGCAAAAGGCUGAAAUCAAUAGGAAGUAUGGCAGGCAAAAUGUGUAUGAAUUUGGUCAGGAAAUAGAGACACGCAAGCUGCGUCGAAAGCCGGUACCACAGCAAAGAGACUCCGAACGAGCAUUGUUAUACUCGCAGACGCCGUCGUCUUAA
This is a messenger RNA of Rhinocladiella mackenziei CBS 650.93, 2139 nucleotides long. RefSeq lists its product as uncharacterized. Lineage: Eukaryota; Fungi; Ascomycota; Eurotiomycetes; Chaetothyriales; Herpotrichiellaceae. The record is from RefSeq and is a predicted model, not a curated record. The transcript has 4 exons. Bases 1 to 2139 code for a protein of 712 amino acids.